This is a messenger RNA of Oreochromis aureus, 7503 nucleotides long. RefSeq names its product DENN domain-containing protein 4B. Gene Ontology annotation, biological process: regulation of Rab protein signal transduction. The record is from RefSeq and is a predicted model, not a curated record. Gene Ontology annotation, cellular component: cytoplasmic vesicle. Bases 621 to 5177 code for a protein of 1518 amino acids. NCBI's taxonomy places the organism in Eukaryota, Metazoa, Chordata, Actinopteri, Cichliformes, Cichlidae. The transcript has 29 exons. Gene Ontology annotation, molecular function: protein binding.
UGGUAAGAAGUGACGCGCCAUCGUAACACCCAGAGCCUGAUGGUACCUGAAGGAAAUGUGAGACGUUCACUUUCCAUCAGGCUGUGAUGUCAUGUGACAGUGAUGUCACUGAGGCUGCUGAUGCCAGUGACCAGAGCGUGACGCCCCGGGAGACACAGAGGCACUGUGAUCUAACAAACCCCGCCCCCAGUAGCCAGUACCAGUUACCCCAUAGCUCGGACACACACACACACUCUGACACACACUCUGACACACACACACACACACACACACACACACACACACACUCUGACACACACACACACACACACACACACACACACACACACACUCUGACACACACACACUCUCACUCUCUCACACACACACAGACACACCCACUUCCUCUUUGCUGUCACCUCUUCUUCGGGGGAAAUAGAACGCUGCUUUCACACCUUCCUGCCUCGUCACUCGCGCUCACACUGGAAAUGAAAGCUCUAUUUUUCUCGCUCGCUGCCCCGCUCACUUCCUGUGGCAGCUGCUCGCUCUAACGUGCUGCAGUGAGCGAGGCGUGUGACUGACAGCUCGUCAGGCGGGACGCACGGACCGAUCCACCGUCACAUGGAGGAUCGACAGGAGGCAUGACAGAGGAGAAAUGUCCCCAGCUGGUGGACUACUUUGUAGUGGCUGGCCUGGACCCCGUGGGGCCAUGGAGGCCCCUGGACGAGGAUGGGAAGGCCGCUGCCGCCUCCUCGACGACGUCCUCGUCUUCUUCCUCGACGGGCCGGGCGGCGGAGCCCGUGACGGACCUGGUGGUGAUCGCCCGGGGGCUCGGAGAGGAAGUUCCCGAGGGCUUCACCUGCAUCGAGAAGACGCUGGGCGGACACUCGGCCGAGCUGAGCGCCGGCCUCAUCAACAACCCGCACCUGUACCUGUGUUACCGCCGAGGGCGGGACAAGCCGCCCAUCCUGGACCUGGGGGUUCUGUACGAGGGGAAGGAGCAGCUGAAGCAGGGCUGGUACGUCAUUGAAACCACGCCGUACAGCCGCUCAGCGAGCCUGAGCGCAGGCGGCGCCCCCACAGCUCAUCGGGUCUUUAUGACGUACCGCCGGGCUCUGGACUCGCAGGGCCUCCAUACGCUGGGCGUCACCGACAUCGCCCUGCUGCUGCCUAGCAAGGGCGAGGUGGCGCCGCACACCUUCUGCAGAGUUGACAAGAACCUGAACACGGGCAUGUGGGGUCCAGCGCUGCACGUGUGCUACAAGAGAGCCGUGGCUACAGCCAACGCCCUGGUGUUCGAGGCCGAUCUGAUCAGCCGCUACCCGGAGGAGGACCUGGACUCGUUUCCUCUGCCUGAGUCGGUGCCGGUCUUCUGCCUGCCGAUGGGCGUCACCGUGGAGAGCUGGCCUCAGAACACCAAGUACCAGCUGCCCGUCUUCUCCACCUUCGUCCUCACCUCCGCCUCCGGGGACAAGGUUUACGGCGCCGCCAUCCAGUUUUAUGAGUCGUUCUGCAGAGAGCUGCUGUCGGAGCGGCAGAGCAUCUGCCUCGGUCUGCUGAGCGUCGUCGACCGGCGGCCCAUCACCAACCGCAGCCUGCAGGUGAAGAAGAGCAUCUGCGUCCUCUCUCACUGGCCCUUCUUCACCGUCUUCCAGAAGUUCCUCACCUUCAUCUACAGAUACUCCAUCUCCGGGCCCCACGUGCUGCCGAUCGAGAAACACAUCUCCAGCUUCAUGCACAACGUCCCGUUUCCUUCCCCUCAGCGUCCUCGAAUUCUCGUUCAGCUCUCACCAUACGACAACCUGCUGCUCUGCCAGCCUGUCUCCUCGCCGCUCCCGCUCAGCGGCGCGAGCUUCCUGAAGCUGCUGCAGAACCUUGGCCCAGAAAACGCCUGCACGCUGCCGCUCGCCGUCCUCACCGAACACAAGCUGCUGCUGCACUCGCUCCGACCCGACGUCCUCACCUCCGUCAGCGAGGCUCUCGUCUCCAUGACAUUCCCGCUCCGCUGGCUCUGUCCCUACAUCCCUCUGUGCCCGCUGCAGAUGGCAGACGUGUUGCUGGCACCAAUGCCCUUCAUCGUGGGCGUCCACUCCAGCUACUUCGACCUGCAUGACCCGCCCACCGACGUGGUGUGUGUUGACCUGGACGCCAACACCAUCUUCCAGUCAGAUGACAAGAAGCCGCUGUCGUGGCGUUCGUUGCCCAGGAAACACGGCAAGAUGCUGUUCAACGUCCUCACCAACCUCCACAAGACGCUGGAGAAAAUUUGCACUCCCGGCCAGGAGGAGGCGACGCUGGAGUUCCUGCUGACCGACUACGACCAGAUCUACAGGCGUCAGAAGCAGCUGGAGCUGGAGAUCCAAGAGGCCUUCCUGCGCUUCAUGAGCUGCCUGCUGCGAGGGUACAGAGCCUUCCUGCUGCCCAUCACGCAGGCGCCAUCCGACACCACCACCGACUGCAGCUCCCUGUUCAACCUGCAGGGUUUCCUGAAGUCUCGGGAUCGAACGCAGCAGAAGUUUUACACCCAGCUGACCAAGACGCAGAUGUUCACCCAGUUCAUCGAGGAGUGCUCAUUCGUCAGCGACCGCCACGCCUGCCUCGAGUUCUUCGACGAGUGCGUGCAGAAGGUGGACGUGGAGAAGCCGGAGGAGGUGAGGCUGAUCGAUCUGGACGAGACGCACAGCGGUGAGCACACCGUCUUCAUCAUGCCUCCCGAGGAACCGCAGGAACCUGAUGGGUCUGAGUGCCCCGCCCUCUACAGUUAUGAGACCUUCCCCACCCUCAAACUAGAGCUCUUUGACCAACCCCAGGACCAACUCCGCGUCCCGGCCAAGGGCAGCGCCCCCAGUAGCCCCGCCCCCCGCCGCACCAAACAGGAGAUCAAGUUGGCUCAGAAGCGGGCCCAGAAGUACUCGGCGGUGCCGGACAUGUGGUCCAAGUGCCUGCUGGGUCACUGCUACGGCCUCUGGUUCAUCUACCUGCCCACCUUCGUCCGUGCGGAGACCGCCAAGGUCCGCGCCCUGCACACAGCCUACGACGUCCUCAAACACAUGGAGAACCGCAAGGUGGUGCUGCCGGACGAGGUGUGUUACCGGAUCCUGAUGCAGCUGUGUGGUCAGUUCGGGCAGCCGGUCCUUGCUGUCCGAGUCCUGCUGGAGAUGAAGAAGGCGGGAAUCACACCGAACACCAUCACCUACGGAUACUACAACAAGGCGGUGCUGGAGAGCAAGUGGCCGUCCACCAAUCAGGGCGGGCGUCUCCGCUGGGCCAAGCUGAGGAACGUCCUGCUGGCUGUGGCCCAGUUCAGACAGCCGAUCAAACGGCGGCAGAAGAGCGGCUCCGUGGGGUCGCGAGGAGAAACGGCGGCGGAGUCUGACCGAAGGCCCCGCCCCCACUCCACUCUGAUUCGUCAGUCAAGUUGGAGCGGUCUGAGUGAAAGCUCGAGUCACGAGUCUCUGACUGGCCCUCUGGUGAAGAGCAACAGUCUGAGCAGCAUGAAGACGGCGAGCGACAAGGUCAAACCGGGUAAGAAGUCUGUCCUCCGUGAGGCAGGGGCCAAUGGCUGCGCGGAUACCGUCUCCCGUAAACCCCCACUGGGACGGCGGGGCACCUCCACGCCGCCUCCAGCGCCCUCUGGUGGAGUUCUGGUUCAGCGGAGUCAGGUCUGCCUCUCCAGCUUCUACAAAGAGUGCGUGGAGUUGGCCGACUCGGAGCUGGACUUCAGCUGCCAGCCCGCUGAGGCAGACAGACGACCUGCGGACGUGCAGAGCUCGGCCGGCAGGAACAAAGCUGUAGAUGAGAACUACAACAACGUCUCCUCCCCGAGCCGAGGAGGACUGGCGGGCAAACUGCAGCAACUCCUCACGCCGACCAAACACCGAGUGUCCGUGCGACGAGCUGCCAGUGUGGGCGACCGGAGGCCGGGAGGGGGGGCAGGGGCAGGAGGUGGAGUGAUUGGACGAAGAGUGUCGGACCAGAGGCCGUCCAGGAAAGGUCAAGUGGCCGAAACUCUCCUGAAAACCAAGGAGAAGCUGGUCAACGCCACGUCAGAGAGCUCGCUGUCUGUAGGAAGCGAUCUCGACUUGAUGGACGUGCCGAGUCCCGCGUAUCCUCUACGCCGGUCCUGGGACGCCAAUCAGGAGGGGGUGGGAAUAGAGGUGUUGAUGUCCAGCUGCUCGCUCUGUCGUAGCUGCAACUCGCUGGUUUACGACGAGGAGAUCAUGGCGGGCUGGACAUCGGACGACUCCAACCUGAACUCCUCCUGUCCGUUCUGCGGCUCCUCCUUUGUUCCCUUCCUGAACGCCGAGAUCUGUGACCUUGGACCCGUCAGCAGUGCGGACCGCUGCAACUGGAACCUGGAGGACGAGGUGGAGAGUGCCGUGAGGCCCCCCAGUGGUCACGAGGCGUCCCUGCGACCCCAGUGUAACGGGCUGAGCGAGGACUCCAGCUCCGAGACCAGCAGCUACUCCGAGACCAGCAGGACCACCAUGGGUUCAUCAGUGGGUGGAGUUCCCCAGGUGACCGUGGCCUACCUGAGCCCUCUGGUUUUGAGGAAGGAGCUGGAGAGUCUGCUGGAGAAUGAAGGCGAGGCGGUCCUGGCCCAGCCUCAGCUCCUGGACAACCACUCCAUCAUCUUCUGGAACCUGGUCUGGUACUUCCAGCGCCUCGGCCUGCCCAACAACCUGCUGCAGCUGGUCCGAGCCUCACCGCUUGUCAGCCAGUUCACACAGUCGGAGAACUCGGCAGUGAGAGUGAGACUCCUGUGGGACACCCUGACCCCCGACACAGACCAGUGGCCCCCCCUCUACGUCCUCUGGAGGAUCCACAGUGGCGUCCUGAUGAGAAGCUACAGCUGGCGGAGGCACAACCACCCGUUCACCCUGUCCUUCCUGGAGGAGGUGCUGCGGUGGGUGGGCAUGAACGAGGUGCACAAGGCCGUCACGCUGUUCCUGGACACGCUGGCCAAACAGCCGGGAACCCCCAGGAUCCAGAGGAGCCUGUACAGAGAGUUCCUCUUCCUCACGCUGGCAGCUAUGGGCAAAGAUCACGUCGCGGCGUUCGAUAAGAAGUACAAGGCGGCGUACUCUCGGCUCAGCGGUACUCUGGGUCGGGAGGAGCUGCAUAAGAAGCGAGCCCAGCCUCCCAGCCCGAAGGCCGUCGACUGCAGACGCAGCUUCCACCCGCCUCUCGAAUGCUGAAACCGGUCCCGGUGACUUCCCCCGCGCUCGUUCAUCCCUGCCAAGGGAAAACGGCGAGCUGCCGGAUCCCCGCUGCCUUCACCUGCUCGUGUUCUUCACCUCUCUGCUGCCUCCAGGUGGAGGUCGGAGUGCCGUGCUCCUUCCUGUCCUCUGUACCUUCUUUUGCCUCGUCGGUGUGAAUCCAGCUGCUCUACGCCUCCAUCAACGAUCCUGAAAGUAGAUCCGGCAGCAGGAGACAAAAGGAACGCACUUUUCUCAGCAGCAUUCUGAGCCGUGAUUGGUGCAGCGUCAAAGGCGAGGGCUCGUUAGAAGCUCGGGCUGGGCUGCCUGAUUUAAAGAUGCACUGCAUGGUCAUGGGCGAGCCUCACAGUCUAUUUUUAAGGCGUGGUCGAGAAGGACUUUCAGGUGUUUUUUAUUACUGUUUUUUGCACGACUGAUCGUCCUCAUCGUGCUGGGAAUCUUCCAGAAGAUGGUCGGCCUGUCACAAUGACGCGGAGCCGACCUAGAGAAAUGCGACUAAAGCACGUGACCUGACAUGAGCUCAGGAAUUAGUCACAGAAACGAAGACGCUUCCACUGAGACCGAGCCGGAGUGAAAGUCUCGGAGAGAGAGUUAGCAAACUAAGAACAACAGCGGUCACCUGUAAAACCGACAGCGACGGCGACCAAUCAUAAAGAGUAGAAUAACCUCCCACACACACGGCUGUAAUCCCCCCAUCCACCGCCCGCUGCCUGACCUCCAGGAUGAAGCCUGAACUAUUUCCUGCUAGAAUCCAGAUGGCAGUACAGGAAGUUCCUCUCAUCAUCUCUCUUUGGACCUGGAGACUCACCUGGAGGCCCGACGCACUCAUUCGGGAAGUGCUGUGUGAUGUGAAAUCUGUAUUAUAACAAAGUGUAGAUAUUUAUGGCUCUAAUAAAGCAGAGAGGGUGUGUUUCAGAAUGCAGAGCAGAGCUUUUUGAUGGAGCUGAGUGACUCAGCGUUAAGGCUGAAGAGGAAAGAGGAGGGAUUUAAUGCACGCUGUCAUGUGUUGAUGCUCGAAAGCGUCGCUGGUUUCAGCUCGGAGCGUCUGGUUUGGGACGAGCGAGGUCAGAGGAAAUAAACGAUCCAAUUUACAGAUAAGUUCCCCUUGAAGGCGUCGCCUUCUCCUUCCUGUCCGCCCUGCGAGCACCAGCAGCGACCCUUUAGACGGUGCAGGCCUGACCGAUGAAUCCACAGAUCCAAAUGAUCAGAAUCCUGAAUCGCUCCGUCACGUCUCUGAUGGUCUUCAAGUUGUAACAGGAGCAUUUAGCCUGCAUGGGGUCUUUUAUUUUGAAAUGUGGCCUGUUUCUGAUUUCCUGUUCUCCUCGUCUGCUCUGAGCAGCUUGGUGUGGUUUCUGUCAACAAUAGCACCCCUGCUUAUUUUGAGCAGCACGCUUCUUCUGUGUCAGGAGUGCCGCAUCACUGCGUCCACGGCGUUCCGGGUAACACACCUGACCUGAUCUCAUUGGUUGUUCAGAUAAGCAGUGGGUGGAGCCUCUGCAGAUCUUUUUUUUUUUUUUUUUUUUUUUAAAUAUUAAAAACCAAAAAACUUCACAUUUCCUUUUGAGCCCACAAUCACUGCACGGCUGAUGUUUUUGUUGGGUCGUGUGUGAUUGUCCUGAACCAGAUGCUCAGCGGCGCUAUGGAGCAUGCUCAGUUUGUGACGUGAUGCACGUUCAUGUGUGGUCUGUCAGCUGACCCACAAAGCUAACAGUUUGCUCUAGGGCACCUCGGCAGCAGCAGGAAUCAAACCAGCGACUUUUCGCCCUCUGUUGGAACCUGGCGGAGGUCAUGUGGGACCUUCUGUUAAUUCCAGCUUCAUAUUUUUAGUGUCAUGGAGCAGCUUUGCAUGAUUCACAGUUCAAAAUAAUGCUCCUGUGUCUGGGCUCAGCCCCUCAAUCACCCUCUGCUUUGGCUAUCGUCUCUUUAAGAUGGCAGCUUUCCUCUGAUUGGACAGCUUGCAGAAGCAUGCGGAGGGGCUGAAUAAACGUGAGUUUCUGGUUUACAGGAAUGAAUUUGAAACUGUGUGUGCGUGCGUGGGGGGGAACUGACGACUGCUUCAUCAGUGAAUUUGUACCUGCUGCAGCCGAGUGCCCCGGAGCCAGACGUGAACUUCAAACUGUGGUUAAACUCGUUUGACAUGACGAGUCUUUAACCAACCAGCUGACCGCCUGUGGUUGGAGCUGGCUCAGGCGAGCGUAUUUAAACUGAUACUGUGUUUGGUGUUGUAAUUUAUAAAUGCUCGUGAUUUCAGUUGUAAAUGUUUUUUUAAGAAAACAAAUAAAAGUGAGCAGAGUUUGCAACAACA